Messenger RNA from Sphaeramia orbicularis (orbiculate cardinalfish), 2186 nucleotides. Its product is annotated as methionine aminopeptidase 2-like. The transcript has 11 exons. Gene Ontology annotation, biological process: proteolysis. Lineage: Eukaryota; Metazoa; Chordata; Actinopteri; Kurtiformes; Apogonidae. The record is from RefSeq and is a predicted model, not a curated record. Gene Ontology annotation, cellular component: cytoplasm. Gene Ontology annotation, molecular function: metalloaminopeptidase activity. Bases 1 to 1464 code for a protein of 487 amino acids.
AUGCGUCACUUCAUCUGUCAGCCGCUGAUCAUGGCGGAGCUACAGCUUCAGCAAGAAGUGGAGCCUCAACUUCUCAACGGGGACGAUGGUACUGAGGAGAGGGAGGACGCGGACGCCUCGGAGUCUGUGAAGAAAAAGAGAAGAAAGAAGAAGAGGAAUAAGACCGCAGCACUAGCAGGGACAAAUGAGGCUGAGCGGGAUGGAGAAGCCGGAGGUCUUGGUGAUGUGACAAAACAGCUGGAGCAGCAAACACUGGACGACAAAGAGAGGGAGGAGGACGGAGAAGAAGAUGGGGAUGAGGGUGAGAGCUCAACCGUGAAAAAGAAGAAAAAGAAGAAAAAGAAGAAAGGAUUGAAGGGACAGACUGACCCUCCCUCAGUCCCUAUUUGUGAGCUCUAUCCCAGCGGAGACUUUCCAAAGGGAGAGGAGUGUGAAUAUCCACCAUCAAAAGACGGGCGGAGUGCAGCAUGGCGGACCACCAGUGAAGAAAAGCGUGCGCUGGACUGGGCCAAUGAAGAGAUGUGGAGUGAUUUCAGGCAGGCGGCUGAAGCCCACCGGCAGGUCCGCUCCUACGUCAGGAGCUGGAUCAAACCAGGGAUGACAAUGAUUGACAUCUGUGAGAAGCUGGAGGACUGCUCCCGGAGGCUCAUUAAAGAGAAUGGCCUAAAGGCAGGCCUGGCCUUCCCCACCGGCUGCUCCAUCAACCAUUGUGCUGCCCACUACACCCCAAACGCUGGAGACCCUACCGUGCUGCGUUACGAUGACGUCUGUAAGAUUGACUUUGGAACACACAUCAAUGGUCGAAUAAUAGACUGUGCCUUCACCGUCACAUUCAACCCAAAGUAUGACAGGCUUCUGGAGGCUGUGAGGGAUGCAACGAACACUGGCAUCAGGUUUGCAGGAAUAGAUGUGCGUUUGUGUGAUGUUGGUGAGACCAUUCAGGAGGUCAUGGAGUCUUAUGAAGUGGAGAUAGAUGGGAAGACAUAUCAAGUUAAGCCAAUCAGGAAUCUUAAUGGCCAUUCUAUUGGGCCGUACAGGAUACACUCAGGGAAGACGGUCCCUAUUGUAAAAGGAGGAGAAGCCACAAGGAUGGAGGAAGGUGAAGCAUACGCCAUCGAGACAUUUGGCAGCACAGGAAGAGGUGCAGUCCACGAUGACAUGGAGUGCUCACAUUACAUGAAAAACUUUAACGUUGGACAUGUACCAAUAAGACUUCCAAGGGCUAAACAUCUACUGAAUGUGAUCAAUGAGAACUUUGGGACCUUGGCAUUCUGCCGCCGCUGGCUGGAUCGUCUGGGUGAGAGCAAGUACCUGAUGGCUCUGAAGAACCUGUGCGACCUUGGAAUCAUAGACCCAUACCCACCUCUCUGCGAUAUCAAGGGCAGCUAUACCGCCCAGUAUGAGCACACUAUUCUACUCAGGCCCACCUACAAGGAGGUGGUGAGCCGGGGAGACGACUACUAAGCAUGCAGCAAAACUCAAACCUGGAGCAUGGCGGCUCAGAGACAACAAACAUCCUCAAACUGGGGCCAUUAUGCAAUUUCUCUGAAGUAAAUUUUCUCUGCUUAAUUUUUCAGUGAUGGUUUGAUCAAGAGCAAAGACUGGUGUCACGGCAAUAGCUUAUUAUGAGUAUUUUAAUUUUCAAAAAAUUCUAGGACUACAACAAACAAUCUGAUGACUAUUUUCUCAAUUACACAAUUAACUAGUUUAUAAAAUAUCAGAAUGCAGUGAAAGAGUGUUUCCAAAAGCUCAAAAUGUGUUCGUUUCACCCCACAAUGAUUUUCAUUGUACUGUCACAAACAAGGAAAGAAACAAGAAAAUAGUUACAUUUUAGAACAUGGAAACAAGAGAAAAGCUCAUCAAAAUAUUUGUCAGUUGAUAUUAAAGUUGAUUAAUUGAUUAAUUGUUGCCAACUGGUAAAGGGCAUAUCUUUAAGAAGCAUAGCAUUGUAAUUUGAGUUAUAUUUUGAUGUGCUGCUUUUAGAAAAUAUGCAAAAGGUAUUAUAUGCAAAAAAAAAUGAUGCAAAAAAGGCUACGGUGAACACCUUGCCUCAAACUGCUGUGCUUUAUCGCCUUGUUAAGACCUUGUGAGGAAAAAAAACUGCUAUGAAAUAUUUAUAUUUAUAUAUUUGUUUGCUCUAUUUUAAUUUAAUGCAGUUUUAUAAGAAAUAAAUUGUUAUAAAUCUU